Knipowitschia caucasica is the source of this 210-nucleotide messenger RNA. Lineage: Eukaryota; Metazoa; Chordata; Actinopteri; Gobiiformes; Gobiidae. The record is from the annotation of a GenBank genome assembly.
AUGGUCACGUGUGCUCUCAGUCACACAGAGAAGCGCAUCUACAGGCCGCAGCAGAUCUACAGGCCGCAGCAGAUCUACAGGCCGCAGCAGUUCUACAGGCCGCAGCAGAUCUACAGGCCGCAGCAGAUCUACAGGCCGCAGCAGAUCUACAGGCCGCAACAGUUCUACAUCCCGCAGCAGAUCUCCACCACGGCCCGGGCCUGCACUUGA